Rhincodon typus (whale shark) is the source of this 1942-nucleotide messenger RNA. RefSeq lists its product as uncharacterized. The record is from RefSeq and is a predicted model, not a curated record. Bases 1087 to 1758 code for a protein of 223 amino acids. The transcript is spliced from 2 exons. Gene Ontology annotation, molecular function: methyltransferase activity; 2-oxoglutarate-dependent dioxygenase activity. Lineage: Eukaryota; Metazoa; Chordata; Chondrichthyes; Orectolobiformes; Rhincodontidae.
GAAGAUCUCUAGGUGGUGAAGAACCCAUAAGCCUCAGUCUUUGCCUUUUGAGGUCUCCAAGAUAACCUUCUGGUCCAGGGUCCGCCCCAUGGAGCAGGAUGAGACAUGCUCGUGUUUCUUCUUUCAGAAGGUGCACAGGAAGAGCUCCAUGAUCAACAGUCUGAAGGAAGAAGAUAGCUCAGUAACGUCAUCUCAGUCUGACAUCUUGAGGAUCAGCAAAUCCUUUUACGCUAAACUGUAUGACACGAUGCCCAUAGGCAGUGUGGUCUUCCAGUCAUUCCUGUUGUCUAUCGCAGCAGCAUGGAGGAGAGUCUGGACCGGCUGUUAUCCCUCAAUGAGCUGACCAAUAUCCUUGAGUCCUUUUAGAAGACUAAAACUUCCAGAAGUGACAGGUUACCAGCCACAUUGUAUUCCGCUCUGUGGGACUUGGUUGGCUAGGACCUAGGGAGGUGUAUGACAGUACGCUUCUGGCCGGUAGCAUGUGCGAAUCCAUGAGGAAAGGUAUCAUCACCCUCAUCUUCAAACAGAAGGGGAAGAGGGAGGAAAUCAGAAAUUGGUGACCAAUUUCACUGCUGAAUGUGGAUUACAAAAUUGCGCCAACCGCAUCAGGUCUGCUCUGGGUCGGCGAUUCAUUACGACCAAACCUGUGCCGUACCGAACAAGAAGAUCUCUUAGACCCUUGUGGUACUCAGGGAUACGAUCGCCUGUGCAGGACAGGCAGAUGGAUGCCUGCCUCAUCAGCCUGGACCUUUGAUAGGAUAUCACACACCUACAUGAGGGAUGGGCUCUCUACAAUGACCCUGAGAGGAGUGGCUAUUCUCGGCAGUGGAGACCUUCAGGUCAAAGCCUCCCUGUACAUGGAUGAUGUCACCAAUUUCUGCUCUGAUCCGGUGUCACUGCGUAGACUCAUGAGCAUCUGAGACCAGAGCCAUCUUGCACUUCAUCUGGAAGUCAAAGAUAGACUGUGUCCGUAGGGACACAAUAUACAAAGCUCUGGAUAACGUGGGGGAAGGAUGUAUCCAACGCCGCCCUCAUCCUGAUGACCACCUUUGUGUGUGGCUGCAUCAAGAUGUGCAUAUACCCUCGAUGGGGAAUUUCAAGGACAACAACGAGUCAAACUACAGAAGGGAGAUGGAGGGCUUGGUGACGUGGUGCAAUGAAAACAAUCUGUCUCUCAAUGUCAGCAAAACUAAAGAACUGAUCAUUGACUUCAGAAAAAAAGGAAGAAAACACGCCCCCAUCUACAUCAACAGAAAUGAGGUUGAGAGGGCGAAGAGCAUCAAGUUCCUUGGAGUGACGAUAACUGACAACGUGUCCUGGACUUCCUACAUAGAUACAACAAUCAAGAAGGCACAACAACACUUCUUCUUCCUCAGUCGGCUCAGAAAAUUUGGCAUGUCCAUAAGGUCCCAGACCAACUUCUACAGAUGCACCACCGAACGCAUACUAUCUAGGUGCAAAAUGGCUUGGUAUGGCAACUGCUCUGCCCUGGACUGUAAAAAACUACAGAAGGUGAUGUGCACAGCCCAGACCAUCACGGAAGCCAACCUUCCAUCCAUGGACUCCAUUUACCUGGCUCACUGCCGUGGAAAGGCUGCCAACAUCAUCAAAGACCCAUCGCACCCCAGUAAUGAUCUCCUACAACCUUUUCUGUCAGGCAGAAGAUAUAGAAGCCUGAACGCAUGCACGAGCAGCUUCAGUAACAGCUUUUGCCCAGCUGUUAUGAUAUUGAUGAAUAGAGUCUCUAGACUCAAAUAAUGCUGAUCUUGCUAACGUUGAUUCCGCCAAGUGCACGCCCUGUGCAGUGUUACCUGUAUGCCUAUGUCUAAGUCUGUUUGAUCUGUACAUUCUUACUUACUAUGAUCUGUCUGUACUGCUUGUAAACAAAACCUUUUCACUGUAUUUCAGUACACAUGACAAUAAAUCAAUCAAUCACUCAAAA